This is a messenger RNA of Marmota flaviventris (yellow-bellied marmot), 2879 nucleotides long. The record is from RefSeq and is a predicted model, not a curated record. NCBI's taxonomy places the organism in Eukaryota, Metazoa, Chordata, Mammalia, Rodentia, Sciuridae.
AUGGCCGCCGCCAGGCCGGCCUCCGCCGCUCUCCAGCGCCGGCGCUCCCGGGCCGCGGAGCCGCGCGCCGGGCAGCCUGCGGCGCCCCCUGGCGGCCGGCGGGGCAGAGGCCGGGAGGGAAAAAGGGAGCGAGCGGGGUGCGGCCAGGCCCCGCGCCCUAAGGAGCGGCGCGGCUGCGAGGGGCGCCCGGGGACGUGGAGGCGUGCGGAGAGUGCCCCCUCGCGGUCAGCGGCGGGUGGCGACCUGAGCGAUACCGAGGACUCGAGACGGAGUCGCAUCCCUGGCCGUGCCCCGGGACCUGCAGCUGCACCCGAGUCAGAAGACCUAGUCCGCGUACCUAGUACUGGAGCCCAAAGAAUGAUGACAUCUGAGGUCCAAGUCCAAGAAGAGACAAAAAUUCUGAAACUGACAACAACAAUGGCUGAUAAAGAAAAUAUCCAAAUACCUACACAGAGCAAAAAUAAUACAACAGUGGUAAAAAAUUAUAUUCUUUUAAAACCUUCUAAUGAAUUAAUCGAUUCAACUACGGAAAUUGAAACACAUGAUUUUCAGGAUGGCACUCAGACUCUGCAGUUAUCAAUUAAAGAUGAUCCCCCAAAUCAAAAUAUGACAUUAAGCCAGGCAUUUCACCUUAAAAACAAUACUAAAAAGAAACCAAUGCCUGCAGAAAAACCAAACCAAGCUGCUAACAUGCCCAAGAAACCUGUGCUUGGGUCUUAUCGUGGCCAAAUUGUUCAAUCUAAGGUUAAUUCAUUUAGAAAGCCUCUACAAGUCAAAAAUGAGAGUUCUGCAACAACAAAGCAACUUUCAACUACUGUUUCCAAAGCCACAAAGCCUGAACUUGUAAACACCACCAACAUAACAGUGAGAAGUAAUAAAGCCUCAAAUAUAACUGCUACUACUAAAUUUGAAAGCACUAAAUUUGUGAACACUAAACCUCGGAACACACAACUUGUGAGACCUCCUAUUAGAAGUCACCACAGUAACACCCAGGACACCAUGAAACAAGGCAUCAACCAAACCUCUGCCAGUGUUAAAAUCCGGAAAGGGCCUCAAGAAAAAGAACCCAAAACGAUUGUAUCUAAUGUCAAAACCAGUUCUUCUCAGGACAUAAAAAGAAAUAGGGUGUUAUCAAGAAGCAUAGCAUCUGAAAUUGUAGCCAAGCCUGCUUCAUCUUCUAAUACCAAACUGACAGAGAAGUCAAAAACCAUUGACCAACGAAGACAAACUAUAGCAAAAGCAACUGUUGAUAGAUCAGCUCGGCCCAAAGAAACUGCGGAAGAGAGAAAAGCUCGUCUGAGUGAGUGGAAAAUUGGCAAAGGAAAAGUAUUGAAAAGGCCCCCUAACCCUGUAGUUACCCAGCCCACGUCUGAAGGACAAAAUGAAAAACCAGUUGGGUCCUUUUGGACUACCAUGGCAGAAGAAGAUGAACAAAGAUUAUUUACUGAAAAAGUAAACAAGACGAUUUCUGAAUGCCUAAACCUGAUUAAUAAGGGGUACCCAAAAGAAGAAAUAUUGGUUACACUGAAUGACCUAGUUAAAAAUAUUCCAGAUGCCAAAAAACUUGUAAAAUAUUGGAUAUGUCUUGUACGUAUUGAACCAAUCACAAGUCCUAUUGAAAAUAUUAUCUCAAUCUAUGAGGAAGCCAUUCUGGCAGGGGCUCAGCCUAUUGAAGAGAUGCGACAUGUCCUUGUGGAUAUUCUAACAAUGAAGAGUCAAGAAAAAGUUAAUUUGGGAGAAAAUAUUGAGGCUUUUGCAUCCAAAGAACAAGUUCAAGAAGUCAACACUGAAGAUACGGGUGUUAAUUUAGAGCUAGAAAAACCAGAAAUGGAGAAUAAACUUCAUAGAAAUGUGGUAUUUAAAGAUUAUGAAAAAGAACAAGAUGACAAAAUGAAAGCUCUGACCAAUGAUGUUAAAACCCCUGAUACAGAAACUAUAGCAAGUUGCUUAAUUAAAUAUAAUGUAUCUACUACACCAUACUUGCAAAGUAUAAAAAAGAAGAUGCAAUUUGAUGAGUCAAGUUCUGCAUUUAAGGAGCUGAAGUUUCUAACACCAGUGAGACGUUCUCGACGUCUUCAAGAGAAGACUUCUAAAUUACCAGAUAUGUUAAAAGACCAUUAUCCUUGUGUGUCUUCACUGGAACAGUUAUCAGAGCUAGGAGGCAAAACUGAUGCUUUUGUAUGCCGCCCUAAUGCAGCACUGUGCUCUCUGUACUUUGAUACAGAAGAGAAAUAAGGCUGCAAUGAGGAAUGAGGGUUCUGUGUGGCUUUCCAUUUCCCUUAGGUCUAUAGUUGGCUAAGUAUCAUAAGUAUUCAUGGCAAUGAACUUCUCUUAUGGGAGUUGUCCUUCUGUGCUUCCUGCCUUCUCAAUCACAACAAAUUGAGUUUUUCUUUAACAUAGGUAAAUUUAGUCAGUUUAUUGAUUUUAAAUAUAAAUAGGGUUUGUCAUAAUGGUAGCUUGUUCACUUUGCUAAAUAUAAGUACAGUAAUGAUGCAUCAUCAGGAAAUUAGGUGUUCUAGAUAAAAGUAUAUUUUUAAUGUUGACAUGUUUUAAAACUUUAUGAUGUACCUCCCUGCCUUUAAACAUAAUAUUGACAAUAUUUUUGCCUUUAUUUAAGUAGUAUGAAAGUAAAAUAUUGGGACUGGGAAUAGAGCUCAAUGGUAUAGUGUGUGCUUAGAAUGCCUGAAGCCCCUGAGUUCAAUCCAUAGCACCAAAAAAAAAAAAAAAAAAAAAAGUCCCAAUCUUUUAUAGCUGGAUUAUAUUUAAAUUUUAACCUCCAUAGCUUCAUUUGAGAGUUUAUAAAUUAUAUUAGAAUGGAGUUCAGGAAGGAAUGUAUAUUUAAGAAGUGUCAUUCCAAUGUAGGUAGCAUUUCUGAAAUA